ACCCCCCCCCCCCCCCCCCCCCCCCCAUCCCUCCCUCACCCGUUGCCAGCGCGGGUCCGCCGGUUGCCAUGGAGAACUCAUCCUCGGUGGCUUCCGCAUCGUCCGAGGCGGGCAGCUCUCGUUCGCAGGAGAUCGAGGAGCUGGAGCGCUUCAUCGACAGCUACGUGCUGGAGUACCAGGUGCAAGGGCUGCUGGGAGAUAAGGCCGACGGCGAGACGGACGGUGACGGCGGCGUCAAGGCGUCCCAGUGGACGGAGGAAUACAAUGACAAGAGAGAUGGCAGCUGGUCAUCAUCCAGGGGAAGGGGCUCGUCCAAACCGGACGAGUGGGACCACAGCAGUAACGGCAGCACCGGCUCCAGGCCCAGCUGUGGCUCCAGACCCGGGUCGGGGUCCCGCUCCGGCAGCAGGGGGCGCAACAACCAGUUCACAGCCCCAGCCAAGAACGGGAACAGAGAGGGCUCCUUGGACAUCCUGGGGACUGACAUCUGGGCCGCCAACACCAUGGACUCACACGGGGGGGCGGGCUGGGACGUGCAGCCAGAGAAGCUGGACUUCACCCAGUUCCACCGGAAACUCUGCCGCGGAACGCCAAAGCACCUGCCGCACAUCGACAGAGAGGGGAUGAUUAAAGACAAGUUUGAAGAGGAUGACGGCAUAGACAUGAAUGACAUAGAGCGAUUCCUCCCUCACUUGCACUCAGCCUUCCCGCCCUUGCCUAAUGAGGCUGAGAUCGCGCACACCAAAAAGCUCUUCAGACGAAGAAGGAACGACCGACGAGUUGUUGAUCCGCUUAGCAGGGACCAGAUCACCAUACUGCUGCCUACAGGCCCGGGGGGACAGCGCCAAGUUUCAGCAGCCAGGAGACAGCAGCGACCACAGGGACCCGGCAAGACGGGCCAGAGCCAGAACCAGAACCAAGCGCCCCCUCCCCCACAGCAGCACUCCCCGCAGCACCAGAGGGAUCCGUCAUCCCAGCAGCAGCAGCUCUCCCCUCACCAAGACCACCACCACCACCACCACCAAGACCACCACAACCACCACCACCAAGACCACCACCAACAGCAGGACCAAUCGGGAGACGGCAGGAACAAUGGCAACGGCAGGCCCUUGCGUCAGAACCAAGGAGGGGGCCAUCAUGGCCAGCGCCACGGGGGCCCGCCUCACCACGGCUACAGCCAGACCCGGCGCUGGCAGUACAACCAGAAGGGCCCGGGCCAGGGCCAGGGCAGCCCCACGGGGGACAGGGGAGCCCCGCCCAGGACCACCACCACCACCCCCACCUCCGGCAGCGCCACAACCGCCAAAGACAACGAGACGCCUGUGGUGGAGAAUGUAAGGAGCGGCGACCACAGCAGAGCCCCCCAGCUGGAACCAAAGGACCGCCGGGGCGGAGGGGAAGCCCCCCACGACCCCGCUCCGUCCGGGCCCAGGGCCAAUCAGAAUUCCUGCCGAGACCGGGCGCUCAGUCAGGAGUCCCCCGGCCCCCAGCCGGCACCACCGAGACCACAGAGCGGGGGGAACGGGGGGAGCGAGGGGCGGUCGGGCUGCCCCAAAGUCACCCUCCUGCAGUCGUCGAAGGAGCGGCUGAGGCGAAGGCUAAAGGACAAGGACGAAGCGUGCGUGGUGGGCAAAGGCGCGGGCUCGCAGCGCAUGGACCGCCUGGUGGAGCUGCUCAACAGCAUGAGGAGCAACAGCAGCGGCGUGGAGCAGCAGCUGACCUCCUUCAUGGAGGAGGCGCAGGGCUCGGCACGCUGCGAGGAGUCCCUGGCCCAGGUGGUGGCCACCCUCUACGGCACGGCCACGGCGGACCGCAGCUUCGCCGCCACCGCCGCCAAGCUCUGCGACAAGAUGGCGCUGUUCAUGGUGGAGGGCACCAAGUUCAGGUCGCUGCUGCUCAACAUGCUGCAGAAAGACUUUGCCCGUAGGGAGGAGUUGCAGCAGGCGGACGUAGAAGGUUGGCUGGGCUUCAUCACCUUCCUCUGUGAGGUGUUCGGCACCAUGAGGAGCAGUGCUGGGGAGCCCUUCAGGGUCCUAGUACUGCCCAUAUACACCUGCCUGCGAGAGCUGCUGGAGUCCACAGACGUGAAGGAAGACGCUGUCAUCUGCUGUUCUAUGGAGUUGCAGUGCGCCGGCCGCCUGCUGGAAGACCAGCUCCCCGAGAUGAUGACGGACCUGCUGGCCGCGGCCCGCGACAAGAUGCUGUGCCCGGCCGAGUCGCAGCUCACGCGCUCCCUCCUCAUGGAGGUCAUCGAGCUGCACGCCCACCAGUGGAACCCCCUGGGGCCGCUCACCACCCAGUACUACAACCGCACCAUCCACAAGCUCACCGCCGCCACCUAGCUGCUGGGAGGCUGUGCUGCUGCUGCUGCUGCUGCUGC
Messenger RNA from Gadus macrocephalus (Pacific cod), 2380 nucleotides. RefSeq names its product CBP80/20-dependent translation initiation factor (gene ctif). Bases 69 to 2342 code for a protein of 757 amino acids. Lineage: Eukaryota; Metazoa; Chordata; Actinopteri; Gadiformes; Gadidae. The record is from RefSeq and is a predicted model, not a curated record. The transcript has 13 exons. Gene Ontology annotation, molecular function: translation activator activity; protein binding; RNA binding. Gene Ontology annotation, biological process: regulation of translational initiation. Gene Ontology annotation, cellular component: cytosol.